GUCAUCUCGGGGAUUCGAGUUACUGCCCUUUCGGGCUUCAGCGAAUAGAAAGACCGUGUUUAAGGAGACUGGCGGGAAGGUAUUAUUUGGGUCGUCGUCUCAACUAGGCUCAUCAAUCCUGACGGGAUUAUUUGCAAUUUUAUGGGCCCUAUGCCAGUAAGGCGGACGCUUGGACACGCUGGGGGUUGCUUGUGCCCCGCAGCGUAUGACUCCCACCUUCAGGAAAGUUGUUAAGAAUAUCCAUCAAGAUGAGUGGUAGAUACAGCAGAACAUACAGUCGCAAAAAAGCUGCCCCACCCCCAAUAAGCCAGUUUGACAAGUUGGUGACUGAGCCAGGCAGCAGUAACAGCACCAAACCUUCUGCAACGAAAACUGCUGGGCACGUUGGCAAAUGGGGAAUUACGUCAUUUACAUCACUACGAAGCAUCAAUGGUGGACUAGGCAAAGAUGACAGUAGCAAGAGGUACCUUGAUGAUUCCCCACCAUCAAGCAUUGGAGAGGAUGCUUACAGUUUUGACAGUGGAAACCCUGCCAAUGGGGCCUCACUUCAAGUCCGACCCCCAAUUAAAACAUUUAGUAAACCUCGAAAGUUCUUCAAAAGCAGAAAUGCUGAGGGGGUUUCUGAGCCUUCUAAGACCCUAUUGGAAAAAGCUCGGGAAAAGGGUUCUGAUGGCCUUUAUAAUAUGAAAAUUCCUCCUCUGUCUGCUUUUGAGUCCCCAGAUUCGAGUCAAGGCAAGAGCAUCCUUGAAACAAGCGGAGACAAUGUAUUUGACAAGCUUGUGACUAGUGCUGUUGCCAGACCAAACAAUUCUGAGACUGUGACCAGUUCAAAGUCUACUAGUGGGAUCAAGUUAAAGAUCUUUAAAAGCAAAAAUGUUGCCUCAUGUUCUCAGGAAACUUAUUCCAGCACAGUGGAAUUGCCCAGUGAUGAUUCCCAUGCUGGUAGCGCCUCGACCAGUGUUGCUAGUUCUCCAUCCACAAAAGACUUGAGUGAGGAAAACAGAGAUUCUUCAGAGGAGCUAGUUCUCUCUGGCUCCCCACUGACUGAGUACAAAGAUUCACAAGUCACUUUAUCACACAUUUCAUCAAGAGACACUAAUCAUUAUUCUCCAGAUAGAUUGGAUUCUCCAAAAAAGACACUGAACUCGACCAUUAAUUCUAGUUAUGAGUUUGAUGGACUAAUGGACCAGAGAACUGGUCUUCCUGUAGAUAUGUGUAUUGAUGAUAGUUUUAGUCUUUCAGGGAACAAAUCAAAUAGUGAGACAACUGUGUGUAGUGUUAAAAGAUCUUACGGUUCUAAAUUUUCAAAAUCUGGUGAUGUGAAUAAAUAUAUCAGUAAAAAUAUAGUAUCGUCUUCAUGUAACAUUGAUAAGCAACAAAAUGUUUCAAGUGACCAAGUCUGUGAUGGCCCUUUGACUGAUGAUUUUGACAUAUUUGGUGUGGGCACGAGUGAUUUUGAGGAACCCCAAAAAGUGUCACCGGUUGGGAGAGGGGCUAGUCCUGAGGUGUCUUCAGGUGUAGGAGAGAAUGAUAACUUUGAUCUUUUUAGCACCGAUUUUGAUGAAAAUGAGAUUGAAGACCGAACGAGUCUUGACUGUGUUGCUUCGAGUAGUCUGGUUCUUAGAGAGACUACUGCUAUGGCUGACACACAGGAAAUGGAGGAUUUGCUGUUCUCAACUCAGGGUUCACUUAUUUCUUCACAGACAUCCACCACUUCCUCCUACGAGUCUUUCAGGCCAGGCCACCCUAGCAAGGCGGAGAGUAGUGUAAAAAAGUCUGAGCCACCCCCUCUGGUUAAGAAGAGAAGUAUUUUCAAGAGCAGAGAUGCUGAUAGAGAUGCUAAAAAGAGAGCCACGUAUCGGCACAAGUGGCAUGACCAAGAUGAAAAGGAUGAUGGCUCAAAACAGACUCUGCCAGUUUUGCCUAACAGUCAAAGUGCAUCGUCGGCUACCUCAGCAUUUGACGAGUUUGACUUUGAAACUCCAAAUUUAAAGAGAGUACAAUCCUGCCCUGGAUCUUGUACAGGGAAUCUGGAUGACUCUACUGAAGCACAGUCAGUCACCAGUGUAAAAUGUGCAAAAGGUGCAAAGCAGUUUUACACAGUGGUGAAGAAUGUGAAAAAAACACAUCAGCUUCAAGAAUCUGGAGAAUUUCAAGAAUUCAAUGAUGAUGUGGAGUAUUUCUUGGAUGCCUUACGACCCUCUAUGCCCGUCUCCACCCGGUGUCUGGCUGCAUUAAAUCUUGCUCAGAAGUGUAUGGUGCCUGCUUUUAGGAUGCAUCUGCGAGCACACGGUACCGUAAUCAAGUUCUUCAGUGCCCUAUCUGAUGCCCAUUCUGACCAUAGACUUGCAAUAUGCGCAGCAACAGUUAUGUUCACACUGAGUCAGGAUCGACUGAAUAUGGACCUAGACCGUGACUCAUUGGAACUCAUGUUGAAUCUUCUCGACACUGAUGCUGAUACUUCAGAAAAUAUUUCUCCCGGAGAUGUCACUUUUGUCAACCAAAAUAAGAAAAAAAUUCGAGAGCUCUGUAGAGACAUGCAAAAGAAGGGCCAUGCAAAGCAUCUCAAUCUUGAUAACAUCAAUGCAGGUAACCUAGCCAUGGAGACACUCCUCAGUCUAACCUCAAAACGAGCUGGAGAGUGGUUUAAGGAGGAGCUUCGGGUGCUUGGAGGAGUGGAGCACUUGGUACGCACCAUUACGCACUGCACACAGCUUUUCUCACCGGGCUUAGAAAAGUGGUCCCAUCCAUUGUUGGAAAAGUUGUCGAAAGUUGACCGCUGCCUCAAAGUUUUAGAAAAUGUAACACAUCAGAACACAGCCAACCAGGAAUACCUCUUAAAAUUUCAAGGGGGCAUCUUUCUGGAAAAGCUGAUGUGUUUGUAUCGCUUGUGUCAUACGGAGGUAUCUGUUUAUCCUGCAAGUGAAGCGCACAGCCAAAACACUAUUGUUGGUGGAACAUCAACAGGUCAGCUGCUGGUUCAGGCUCUGCUCACUACCAUCAAGGUUCUCAUCAACCUCACUCACAAUUCUGGAAAAGAAGCAUUAGGCAGCAAAAUGUUGGGUCACCAGCAAGAUGUGUAUGAUAUCACCCUCUACUGCCUCUUGAUUAUGCCUAGAUACCUGGCCCCAGAUAAGAGAUUCGAGCUGCUUAUCUUGUGCUACAAAAAGCUGGUCAUCACAUGGAAGAUACACUUAUAGCUGCUUACACUGCCCUGCUAACUGGAUACUGCAUAAUGGAAGAUGAGGAAUGUGAAGCACAGAUCCGUGCCAUGCUUCCCGAGGCUAACUUUAGCUUGAUGGUAAAUGUGUUGAAAAAGUUUCUUCGGUUCAUGGACCUGACAGCUUCAACAAGCCUCUUGCGGAGCCUGAAACCCACCGAGUGUGUCGUCAAGUACAUGGAGAAACUAGAUUCCAGUGAAGAAGAAGCAGCAGCAGAAAUUGAAAGAAAAAAGCAAGAAGCCAAAGAAUUAGAAUUUGAUGCUUUUGGUUUUUAAGGCCAUGAACAAAUGCCUCUGUCAUUGCCAUCUUCUGCUCAUAGCAAAUUUAUUUUCUCAUAUUUAUAAAUUAAAAUUCCUUAAUAUUUGAAAGUAGAAUGGUGUGUGUUUGCACGAGGCAUUGUGACUAAAAAUAUUCAAACCAUGAAAGUUUUAAACUAAUGAAAAAUAACUUUCAAUUAGCCAUUUAAAUUUUUAUAUCAGAAAAAUUAAUGUAAAGUAAAAGGACACAAGUGCAACUAAUGUGACAUUUAUUGUGGCAACGUUUCGCUCUCCAGAAGCUUUAUCAAGCCAAUGGCUUGAUAAAGCUCCUGUAGAGCGAAACGUUGCCACAAUAAAUGUCACAUUAGUUGCACUUGUGUCCUUUUACUUUACAUAUUGUCGGUAAUUCUACCAACUUUAUUACAGAAAAAUUAAUACAAUAUAGCUUGAAGGAUGACACAGCACAACUUCAUCUUGUCUAAAAUAUGCAUAAGCUAUAUUGGUUUCUCUUCCUCCUGGAAUUUAUUUGUGGCGCCAAGAGUACAAUUUGCAUUUUUUCUCCCAUGCAUCCAAUGGUAGCUUAGGAUAGUUAGUGCAGUACACUGCAGCAUCCUUUACUCUGCCAUUCACUCUUUACUGGCCAACCAAAACCAAAGAUAUCUGCACUGGGACUGCCCUCUUAAGGUUUCAUAAUGAUGGCUGGGGCAGAGUUGUAUUAGCAGAGAUCCUGCGGUAAGAAACUUCAGUCUGGGAGUGCAGAGACAUGUAGCUGGUAGCGUUACUGUAGUGUGUAGUAAAAUAGUGUCUUUACAGUUUAAAAUCUGAAUUCCUGAAGAGUGACAGAGACUAUUUUUUUGCCACAGAAUUUUCUCUAAUGUCACUUAUGCAAUGGUGAUGGUUCCUUAUUGUGAGAACACACGUAAUCGGGAUGCUUAACUCGUGCUGCUAUCAACCCUAGAUAGGCUGAGUAUUCUAUAGUAUCAUAAUAAAUAUUCUGAUAUUCUGUACUUGCAUGAUAAAAAUUUUUUAAAGGCAAGGCAAAAUUUAGAAUACCCUCAAAAACAUGAUUAGUAGCAGUGUUUGGAGAGUAGCCGAUCAGUGUGCCCCCCCAAAAUAAGGACCUGAAUGUAUGUUUUUAUGGGUGCAUUGUUUUUGCUUUAUAUUAAAAGGAAUCUGUACUUCUUCGCAUCCACAAGAUAAAUUAACUGUGAUGUGAAUGCCUAGAAGUAUAGAAUCUAAAGAAAAAUUCUACCAGUGACCUGAUUUUUUUAGUGAUGGAGUGAAUUCAUGUCAAUAAGGGUUAUUUUAUUUCUACUUGUGUGAUAGUUGAGUAUGCAUGCUGUUAUCAUUGUCUCGUAUACAUUUCCACAAACCGUACGACCCUGUUUUUCUAUUCACACCUGAUGUGUAUAUAUUAAAUGGGUUCCAAGUGUGAGCCAAAAAUUCCUUUUAUGUACUGUAUUAACCUCCCAGAGAUCUCAGAAUAUAUUAUUUUAUGUUGAUUAUUUCA
Molecule: messenger RNA, 4988 nt
Organism: Cherax quadricarinatus
Lineage: Eukaryota; Metazoa; Arthropoda; Malacostraca; Decapoda; Parastacidae
Source: RefSeq, a predicted model, not a curated record